AUGCGAAAUCCAGUGCAGGGUGGAGGCAGAGCGAGCCCGGCUAUUACGGCGCCGGCGCCGAGACAGGCGGUGCUACAUUUGAGGGGCGCGACGAGGGAGGAAGAGUGUGAGCGUGGGCAGGAGGGCGAGAGUGAGAGGAGGGGCAUUUCGUGGGCGGAGGAUGUGGUUGAUAAUGAGGGGAUGGGGAGGAAGAGUAGUAAAGUCUGCUGCAUAUACCACGCUCCGAAAGGAAUCGACGAGUCGAGUGAUGAGAGCUCGAGUGAUUCGAGUAGUGAUAGUGAUAGCGGGGAUGAUGGGUCCGCAAGGCCGGUGAGGAAACAGGGCGGUGGGCAUGGACAUGGACAUAAUCACGAUCAUGAUCACGGAAAGAGGUCUGGAAAGGGGAAGGGGAGAGCGAGGAGUCCGAAUGCGUAUGAGAAAGUGCGUAAGCCUAAAAGUGAGGGUGCUAAGGAUAAGGGAUAG
Hyaloscypha bicolor E is the source of this 462-nucleotide messenger RNA. RefSeq lists its product as uncharacterized. Lineage: Eukaryota; Fungi; Ascomycota; Leotiomycetes; Helotiales; Hyaloscyphaceae. The record is from RefSeq and is a predicted model, not a curated record. Gene Ontology annotation, cellular component: nucleus. The transcript is spliced from 2 exons. Gene Ontology annotation, molecular function: protein serine/threonine phosphatase inhibitor activity; protein phosphatase 1 binding. Bases 1 to 462 code for a protein of 153 amino acids.